AUGAGUCAUGAAUAUCGAAAGGCAGCAUCUUUUGGAUUUGGAGGGUCUAAUCAUUGCGAUGGCUGCAGCCCUUAUAAUCCACGAGGUGGUGCAGGUUGGUAUGGAGGAGCUGCUUCUGGUAACGAUGGAUUAAGUGCUGCAGGAGGUUCAGGAUAUGUUUUUGCUAUUAACUCUUUUGUUGUUGAUAGUUAUAAUUAUAAAAGAGAAUAUUAUCUAAGAAAACCAUCAAUGAAAAGUGGAGUUAAAUAUGGAAAUGGUGAAAUCAGAAUAACACUUCUCGACUAUGCAAAGUCGAGAAUAUAA
Trichomonas vaginalis G3 is the source of this 303-nucleotide messenger RNA. RefSeq names its product glycine-rich protein family. The transcript has a single exon. Lineage: Eukaryota; Parabasalia; Trichomonadida; Trichomonadidae. The coding region runs from base 1 to 303 and encodes 100 amino acids. The record is from RefSeq and is a predicted model, not a curated record.